ACGCCAAUCGCCCAUUUUGACCCUUCGCGGCUUCUGUCGUUGACCGGAAGCUGUAAAGCUAGUUUGUUUUGACUGUUGAUAGAAAGUGUGUCAACCCCGAAGUGGAGUUCAAAGCUGAGGCAUCAUGUCUGACAAAAGUGAGCUGAAGGCAGAACUGGAAAGGAAGAAGCAGCGUUUGGCACAAAUCCGAGAGGAGAAGAAAAGAAAGGAGGAGGAGCGCAAAAAGAAAGAGGCAGAACAGCUGAAAGAUGCCACCAUUCACCAUGACGACACUGACUUGGAGAAGAAGAGGCGGGAAGCUGAUGCUCUGCUACAAAGUAUUGGCAUAACAUCAGAUGUCCCUGUUGUCCACCCUCCCCUGUCUCCAACUGCCAAAUCGGCGGACACGCCAAGUGAGACAGGGAGCCAGGACUCUGAUGGACCUGUGGGACCGAGGACUCUGCAUUGGGACUCUGACCCGUCCACUCUUCAACUUCACUUUGAGUCUGAGCUGGGGCGUGGAACUCCUCGACUGGGAAUGGCCAAAGUAACUCAGGUGGACUUCCCACCACGAGAGACUGUCUCUUAUACAAAAGAGACCCAGACACCCAUCGUGACGCAGCCAAAAGAAGAUGAGGAAGAAGAGGAAGAAGUUACUCCCCCUCAGCCAGUAGUGGAGAUUCAAAUUGAAAAGCCUGACCAAAAAGAGGAGGAGGAAGUAAUCCUCCACGAGUUGACAGAGGAGGAGAAACUCCAGAUUCUGCACUCGGACGAUUUUGUGAAUUUCUUCGACCACAGCACUCGCAUCAUCGAGAGGGCUUUGUCAGAGCACGUUGACCUUUUCUUUGAUUACAGUGGCCGCGACCUGGAGGAAAAAGAGGGUGAAAUCCAGGCCGGAGCAAAACUUUCACUCAACAGACAAUUCACAGACGAGCGCUGGUCCAAGUAUCGUAUUGUCACCUGCCUCGACUGGUCCCCUCAGUAUCCCGAACUGCUGGUUGCUUCCUACAACAACAAUGUGGACGUGCCUCACGACCCAGACGGUGUGGCUUUGGUGUGGAACAUGAAGUACAAGAAGGCCACACCGGAGUAUGUCUUUCACUGUCAGUCAGCCGUUAUGUCUGCUGCAUUCGCCAAGUUCCACCCAAACGUUGUGGUUGGGGGGACAUACUCAGGCCAAAUUGUCCUGUGGGACAACAGGAGUAAUAAAAGGACCCCUGUCCAGAGGACUCCCCUGUCUGCAGCGGCACAUACGCAUCCAGUCUACUGCGUCAAUGUGGUUGGAACCCAGAAUGCCAACAACCUGAUCAGCAUCUCCACUGAUGGCAAGAUGUGCUCCUGGAGCCUGGACAUGCUCUCUCAGCCACAGGACAGCAUGGAGCUGGUGUUCAAGCAGUCCAAAGCCGUAGCCGUCACCUCCAUGUCCUUCCCUCUUGGAGACGUCAACAAUUUUGUGGUGGGCAGCGAGGACGGCUCAGUCUACACGUCGUGUCGCCACGGAAGCAAGGCGGGCAUCAGUGAGAUGUUCGAGGGUCACCACGGGCCAAUCACAGGCAUCGACUGCCACACAGCCGCCGGGCCGCUGGACUUCUCCCACCUGUUCGUCACCUCCUCUUUUGACUGGACGGUCAAACUGUGGAGCACCAAGAACAACAAGCCGCUCUACUCAUUCGAGGAUAACUCGGACUACGUGUACGAUGUCAUGUGGUCGCCCACUCACCCAGCUCUGUUUGCCUGCGUGGACGGCGUUGGACACCUGGAUCUGUGGAACCUCAACAACGACACCGAGGUCCCGACAGCCAGCGUGACGGUGGACGGGAACCCGGCCCUCAACCGGAUCCGAUGGGCUCAUUCCGGAAGAGAAAUCGCUGUGGGAGACUCUGAUGGCCAAGUUCUGGUCUAUGAAGUCGGAGAGCAAAUCGCCACGCCGCGAAAUGACGAGUGGAGCCGCUUUGUCCGCACGCUGGCCGAGAUCAACGAGAACCAAGACGACGCGGAGGAGCUGGCCUCUCAACGCCUGGCGGUCUGAAGCGGCGGCCGGGAUGCUCUUUGGGAGCAGCUGGAACCAGCAGACCACAGGUUUCUUCUUCUGCAGCCGGCUGAUAAUGUCUGCCUUCUAGAAAGGCCACACUCUAACCAGAUGCCUUAAACAUUCAACUUCAACUUCAUUCCGCCUUAAGUACAACUUCCUCCAGCCAAAUAUUUUCUUUCUUUGCAUGUUUUUAAUCACUCCUCCUUCACGUCGCUGAAGCAAUCACAGAUAUAUACAUCCUGGAAUGUAAACACUUCAUCCUUUUCACAUCUUCUGACUUGUAAUGUCCUCAUCUAUGCUGUAAACACUCAGAGAUCUAUAAAGUCAUUGAUAAUA
Messenger RNA from Nerophis ophidion (straightnose pipefish), 2347 nucleotides. Its product is annotated as dynein, cytoplasmic 1, intermediate chain 2a-like. NCBI's taxonomy places the organism in Eukaryota, Metazoa, Chordata, Actinopteri, Syngnathiformes, Syngnathidae. The transcript has 17 exons. The record is from RefSeq and is a predicted model, not a curated record. Gene Ontology annotation, molecular function: dynein heavy chain binding; dynein light chain binding. Gene Ontology annotation, cellular component: cytoplasmic dynein complex. Gene Ontology annotation, biological process: transport along microtubule. The coding region runs from base 125 to 2008 and encodes 627 amino acids.